AUGAUAGGGGCGGCCGCUUUAUACAUCCGAUCACAAAAUUGCGGCUGGGUGGCAUACUACGAUAAAUGCAAUGACAAAGUGAUUAUUGAUGCGUUUGAAGCGUCGCCUAGCGCAACGGACGUAAUAUCCGCUCCUGGGAGCCUUGCGCGCCAGUUACCUGGUGUGAGCGUUGCCCUUCCGGGUGGUUUGCUUGAGGAUGCUGGGUUCUGUAAAGAGCUCUCUAAAAGCCUAACACGCCUGGCCACUGAAGAAGUGGGAGAAAUGAUGUUCAAGUCCCACAAAGCUGGAAUACCAGUUCCGGAAGAGCGUGAUACCACUCACCCUGGUCUUGUCACCGAAGGCCUGAUGAGCCAACUUCUGGCAUUUGGGGAAAGCAGCACAGCACCACUGUUUUACAAAAACACGCGGGAUGACGUCAAUUGGAGAAGUAGCAGGCUGCCUUGGAGAAGGUCCCCUCAUUGGUUUGUGUUUCGGGUCGCACUUCAUACAGUGCUUCAACGUGCUCUUCCUAACGGAGAAGGCCAAAAGCGAUACAAGAAUUUCAUGCUAUAUCUUGUGGCUGAGCUUGGAAUUUUAUCCACGCGUAUUCAACCAAGUGUGCCUGCAGAUCACUUGGAGAUCAUCCGAGUUAAGACGUGUCGACGCCUUCUCAAAUUAGAGGGGGAAGCCUACGAGUUCGUCCUGAGACAUGCCAGAAAAGCGGAAACAGCCGUACGGGACAUUUUGCAAGGUACCCAGCAGAAGAUUGCCAGAUCGACACUGACGCACAUACCAAAAUCGUUUACCUGUGUGCCCGAGGAUUUCCAUAUAUCGCUUAAAAAUUCUCGAUACUACCUGGAGUCUGCCAUGUCUGCUGACCCCGCGGAAGUCGAACAAUCAUCUUUUGAUCGGCGACACGAGCAACGCAACCAAUUCAACAGAUUUGGAUUGCCAAUUUUGAGAAGUGGCGAUCUUAUAUGUCUAGCGGACUUUGAGAGCUGGGUCAAACACACACUGGGCUCUUGGUACAGCGCAACCGAGCCUUCAGACCAUAUGUGCUGUUUACUUGGAGAGCUGCUUAAAAGUUAUUGCGAUCUUGCUAUCGAAGCUUACAGCGAUAGCCCGGACGCCAUGUCCAUGGCUAUGGUAUGUAUCAUGGAGCUUUGGGUCAUUUUAGACAAAAUGUGCAUUGUUGUCUGCCCGCUUUUGGGGUCCUACUCCCCUGAAAUACCGGAUAAUUUUCUCGAGCCCCUGCUCUUACCACAAUUUUGCGAAAUGCAAAGAGCUAGUAGGGUUGAAACAUAUAUUCGUUACAGGAAACGAGAGCAAACAAGUGGUGUUCCAAGCAUCUUUUCCGACCCCGGUCGGCCAGGAUUCUCUGUUGCUUUCUUUGAUAAUUCAGAGAUACACCAACGGCUCCGGGAACAAGUAGAGAGGCAUGCUCGAAGUAGCGUCGAUGCGAAAAGAGUGGAGUGGCAAAUAAAGACUCAACUUUACGAAGAACUUAUGAACCGGGCUUUUCGAACCCCGCACCAGUGGGACAUUGAUUCGCGCGGGAGAAAUUGCCACUCUGCGGUGUGCCCGUGCUGCUCUAUCGAGAGUGAUGCCAGAAACCUGAGCAUAGAUGUAUACGAAUGGCCACUCCCGGUGGAUGAGAAUAUUCUCAAAUCAGUUGUUUUCGAGCUACAAUGCCCACAUUGGUUUGCAUGGUGGCGCGAUAUUACUUGGAAAAUAAUUCAGGAUCUUGGCCGACGGCGAAGCGAGCGAGGUCCCGAUGUCCAGCAGAAUCUCCUUUCAUAUAAAGAUACGCAGCAGUUCUGCGUGAAUCAUGGUCAACGCCUCACUCUAGGAUCAACAGCGAAGUCCUGGAAGAGAACUCACUACAGUAAUCGACACUUCCCUAUUGCUUUCAAUGACAUCACUCCACCUAAUGGGUUCCGGCUUCGAAUUCUUGAUAGCAAGGAUAACAACUGGGUGGGAGAUCAGAAAGAUUACCCUUCGGUAAAGCGGUGGUGUACAUUUCACCUCCCACCAGGGCCAUACUCUUGCCUUCAAUACACAGUCGACUCCUCUGCACACUCGGAGAACCAGGUCAUAGCGGACCAGCAGCACUGUCCUUCCGAGAUUAGUCUGCAUGAAUUCGUCGCGUUCGGCUGCCUCCGUGCAGGAACAAGAGUGCAGUGGCAUAACAUAGUCCGCGAGCUGGCUUCAUCUUCACUUUCAAUGAAUGAACAGGCGGUGGGCUUGCUAUUUCGUCAAGCGGCCUGGGAGCUCACGGGCCCAAACCCUGGCUCAGAGCUAAGAGAAGCUCACGUAUCAUUUAACAAAGAUGGCUUAGGGAGCCAACUGCUGGAGUGCUUGGAACAAAAGCUCAGUUCCAUUGAAGCCAACUGGAACGAGCAUUACACGCUUCAUACUCUUGUUACACUUGGAAUUCGAGCUCUAAGCUUGUCCAAUGGGUUCGGAGAUGUUGACAGAGCGGCUUCUUUACUGCGUCGAAGCAGAAGAACGUGCUUGAAGUGGUGUGAGGCUUUAGCAGAAAGACUGGAGAGUCAAACAGAUGCGCAAUGUGAAGCCCAGCAAUUGCUUAUCGUUAAGAUUGGCGGUAUCUGUCAACUCACAUAUGCGGUAGAGCCACAGCAUCUUCCGCUUGUUCUAGAUAACCGUACCGACCUCUUCCAUUUGACAAGGUGCUCAAUCUUGGUUUUUGAGAAUACGCCGCGAUCCCGUGACCAUCUCCCAUUCGACGUUGGAAAUAGUCUUAUAUGGACAACCAAAAUUCUUCAUUACCUUGAAGAACAUGCCCGUCAAAUGAUUGCGGAUGAUUCAUCAGGAUUUAAUGAAGCGAUAAAGAUGAGCAUACCUGAUCUGGAGAUUACGUCUUCGUGGACUACAUGUCCGGGAACACUGUCGCGCUGGGUUGCCAACCAAUCGAUUGCUGGGCCCCGUGAAUGUCCACAAGAUAUCCAUUACAAUCUGCUCAGUGGAGAGCUUCUUCUAGCGAACUGUCCCCCAGGACGACUUCUUGAGGAGUACACCAACCUGCUUUCAUUUCAGCGCAUAUUUGGCAAUAUCCACUUUUCAUUGAACGCAAAAGGUCUUAUAAUAAAGGCACGAGCCGAACAUCAGCUGCUACAGCUUAUCCCCCACGAAAUUUUGGCUGGAGAUUUUCCGGAGGAUUUAGUUUCGAACUAUGGGCAUUGGCUCAAUUUGGAGACCGGGACACUCGAGUUUCGCUCCCUUGAACAUCUAUGGAUCCCGCGGUCGAGUAACUGGAACCUCUUAAUGAACGCUGCGCCAGGAGGGAUCUCAACCAUGAGCAGAUGUGAUAAUGCAUUGAUCGACAUAAGGAGCCAUCUUUUCCAACAAUUAAGGGCUGUUUUGGAGGUAUUGGAUGAUCCUGGAUAUAUACAUGUCAUCCAGACUGGGAGAGAUAAUCGCAAGUCCGUGGAGGUCGACAUGGUCCGACUUCGUCUAAAAUUCAUCAUCAACAAAGCUGGCGCGCUCGAUUGCCAGGAACUUAACGCAAUGGUUGACCACGACCAAGAUAUCGGAUGUUUAUAUGGUCUACGGAACAAGCUUGUGCUACUGGACACCAAGAAACGUUGCCGCUCCGUGCUGAUACCCUAUGGAAGCGUUCAAUUAAUCAAGACCAAGCACCAAACUUCUGUGACUGUCAAUGCACCCAAAGGAUCUUAUCGGAAGUAUUUUCACUACUCGCUCGAUCGUCAUUUGAAGGUUUUACAGGGGUCAUUCGACAUGUUAGAGAUACUUUAUCUGGCAUAUAUGCACGCUGUUACGAGCCAUAUUCUCCCUGAUCCUGCAACAGAGCGUUCAGGGACUGCGGAAGCCAUACGAAUUUUAGGGCAGGCAUGCCUGAGAACCUCGUUUCCACUUAGCUCCGAAACAAUUGCGCUCUUAAAAGUCAUUGCAACCCUGACCCCUCGUCGUCGCUACUACCCGCGUCAUUUGAAGUCCAUGCAAACCGUGUCGUGGAACAGUGAGCUUGGCGAACUAGCCCAGCACGAUGAUUUCCGAGUCCUUGCACAGGAAAUCGUGGAGAAUGCAAGCAGGUUUUGUACACUCCAUGGUAUCGUGGAGAUCAAAAUCUCCUCGAAAGAGCCCGUUCUCGCAAUUCACAGUUCCACUGUUCUGAAUAUGGCGGUAGUGCAGCACGUCAACUACCUCAGCCAACAUUAUAUAGGUCUCGUGACCGUGAUUAUCAGAGUGACCGCAGUCACCGUGUUUAUAAAAUCGCGACCCUGUCAACGAGAAGCCCUUGACCUGGAAGCGGGCGAAGAAAUCGAUCCUCAAGAAGUCAAUGCAGCAAUCGAAAGAAAUUACAGCCAUUUCUUCUGUCCCACGAUCAUCAGAAUCACCAAAGCACAAAAGAGAGUGAGCAAGCAGCGCCAGGAGGAAUACGAUCUGCAGAAGGAGGCCGACAUGGAGUCAUGCCUAGAGGCCAUCAGAGGACAAUGGCCUUGCAAAGUACCUCAGCUGCCUGAGAUUGAACGGAUGGAUAAAUCAGGGGCUUCGGAAGCAUGCUCGUUGCUCUGCACGAAAUGGUACCAGAAUCGCCAAUUUCUGGCCUUUCUUCGCUUGGUUCAAGAAAACUUGGAUACCACAGUCGACAAUGAGCUUGUGACCGAAAUCGGAAUUCCCUCCUCACCGCCUGGAAAAUCGUUCUGUCCUCGUCCACCGUUUUCUCCACCCGGGCUCUUGAAUAUUCUGUCAUCCUCCAAUCCGCCUAGCCUGCCGAAACAAAGCCCACCUCUCAAAUUCUCUCUGUACCGCACGCCACAAUGCUACAAUGCCGAGUUAAAUACAGAACUUCGGUCGUUGAUUUUAGGUUUCCGAGAAAGUUUAAAUGCAUGUCGGCGCGAGCUUGGCGAAAGUCUUGAAGAGAGUUUGGAGGCUCUCCAGGAAGCAGACAUGCCUUGCCCUCCAAAAGCGCUCCCAGUGGAGCGGAGCGUCAUUGCUGAAUACUACGCUUUUCAACAAAGUCGAAGAGAAAUGCUCUGGGCCAUGAUUAAAGAAUCAUUGAAGUCGACAGGAAAUUUCUGGGAGGACGUUUCAGAAUCGAUUCUUUCGCCGUAUAUCACCAGUUUCUCAAUCCUGUCACUUCUGUCUGCGAAUCGUUGGAAAUCAGUACCAGGGUCUUGGAAAACCACUAUCUUGACAUUUGCAAGCAGCAUCGCCUCACUACGUCGUGCCGAACGACUAUUAAAUUGCUACGAUCGAGACGAUAUUGACGGAUUUUUCAAAGAAUCAGAAAAUGUCAGUCAAGAAGGAUGGAAUGCUCAUGAUUACCCUGAUUGGCUACUUUUCGAGAUUGAAAGCAACCUCACCAUCCGCGAAUCACAGACACAAGUGGCUCUGAACAUUAUCAGACCAGAAAGCUCAGCAAAUGCGGUUAUGCAAUUAAACAUGGGUGAAGGAAAAACUUCUGUGAUAACUCCGAUGACUGCAUUGACGCUUGCGGAUACCAGUUGUUUGCUUCGGUUGUUCGUCUUGAAGCCUCUUCUGAAACAAAGCGUGAAUCUUCUAGCUCAACGCCUUGGCGGGAUGCUAGAUCGGCAUAUCUAUCACAUUCCCUUUGCAAGAGACACGCCUUUGGAUGAACCAAUGAUUGACCAGUUGCGCCAGAUAUAUCUGGAAUGUCAAAGAACAAGAGGUGUUCUAGUAGUUUUGCCGGAGCAAGUCCUGUCAUUUCGCCUGGUGGGUUUGGACUUGAUGGAAGGAGAUCCGAGACUAGCCCAUCAAGCGAUAAAUUUGGAAAGAUGGCUGCAAACCAACUCCCGGAACUUUAUCGAUGAGAGCGAUGAAGUUCUUGACCCCAAAUUUCAACUCGUCUAUACAGUUGGCACCCAGCAGACAGUCGACGGACAGAGUGAUCGAUGGGAGAUCACACAGGCUUUGCUUGCGUUGGUUGCUAGUGAAGCCGAGAAAUUAAGCUUGCAGCAUCCAAAUUGCCUGAAUGUUGAACGCAGCGGAACUCGUUAUCCAAUCUUCCAUUUUCUGCAACCAGAAGCGCCUGACAAAAUAAUUGCGAAUGUGCUUGAUAUCAUCAGUGAGGAAGGUCUCCCGGGCUUGCCAAUUCAACAGUGGGCUCGGCGUGUUCGACAAAGUGCGCUUGACUUUAUCCGCUUCAUGGACACUACAAGGGGGUGUAGAAAUGUCAUCCAGGAGAACUUCCAGGGAGGCGUUUUGCUCCGCAAACUACUAGUCUUGCGUGGUCUGUUCGCUCAUAAUAUCUUGAAGUUUUCCCUGGCUAAUAAGCGCUGGCUGGUCGAUUAUGGCCUACAUCCCUCCCGUUGUCUAAUGGCUGUCCCAUUUCGGGCUAAAGGCAUUCCUUCCGAGAAUGCUGAGUUCGGCCACCCCGAUGUCGCCAUCACAUUGACUUGCCUGAGCUACUAUUACCAGGGUCUCACUACUGAGCAAGUACGACUUUGCUUCUCCUUGUUGGGAAAGGAGAAUGACCCUUCAGUACUGUAUCAGUCCUGGAUCUCCAAAGACAUGAGCUGUCUCCCCCCAGCACUGAGAGUUAUUAGCGGAGUGAACCUGGAAGACGCACAAGUUUUCUGCAGUGUCCUCUACCCUCACGUGCAAUACCAAAAAGGCAUAAUCGACUAUUAUCUUUCCCAUGUCGUGUUCCCGAAAGAGGCCAAGGAAUUUCCGCGGAAGCUUUGCGCAUCUGCCUGGGACAUUCCUUCCCGCGAACAUCAACCACUUACGACUGGGUUCAGUGGGACGAAUGACAACCGCCUGCUUCUCCCUAGCUCUAUACCUCAACGUGACCUGCCUCAUCUUCAGCUCACAAAUGCGAUGGUGCUACGUUGCCUAUUACAAAAAGAAAACCGCGCGUGUGUUUUAGCACAGGACGAGAACGGCUGUCAACUUUCUACCACCCACUUGAUUGAUUUGAUCAGGAGUCAGGAUCCUCCAGUAAACGUCAUCAUAGAUGUUGGAGCUCAAAUCCUGGAGUCAAGUAAUCAAUGGGUUGCCAACCACUGGCUCUCCCGGUCCACGGCCGACGAUGCUGAAGCCGCCAUCUUCUUCGAUGAAGAUGAUGAAGCCGCAGUAGUUGAUCGAGAAGGUCACGUUGAGAGACUUUUGUGCUCAUCAUUCCGCCAAAGAAUGCAUAGAUGCCUGGUCUUUCUGGACCAGCAACACGCGCGUGGUGUUGAUCUGAAACUUCCAUCAACUUAUCGAGCCGCCGUGACGACGGGCCCUCGUUUGACAAAAGAUAGACUUGUACAAGCGUGUAGCAGAAUGCGCGGCCUUGGAGUUGGCCAAUCUGUACUAUUUUUCAUUCCCCCCGAAGUCAGACAUGGCAUGAGAGUAAACUUUGGAUUAUUGGACUCCUUCUCCGUCAUCCAAUGGACACUCACGCAAACAUGCGAUACGUUGGAAAGCCUGAGGCCUCUUUGGGCCUCGCAAGGCUUGCAACAUCACAAGAGGGACAGGUUAUGGAACAUGCUUACCGAAGGAAGUACAUCUGCUCAAGAUGUCGUGGCACGAAUCGAAGAAGCUGAGGCGCAAACAUUGUCUGAGCUUUACGAUCCUUCUCAGAUGCCCGGAACGUCUACUUUGGAUGAGUACAUAGAUCCAAGCGAACCUAAACUACGCGAGCUUCUCGUGGAGUCGCUUGCUAGCGUCGGGAUCCCAGGCGGCCCGACACUGCACGAAGAACAGGAACGCCAGAUCACUCAUGAAGUAGAGAGAGAACAGCAAAUCUAUCGACCCCCCAAACAAAAGCCCCUCUCUCAUCAUGUGCAUGAAGAUAUUCGAUACUUUGUGAAGUAUGGCCAAUUUCCAGACAACGGGACAUCUGCAGCCAGUCUGGCAUUCGACGGUCUUCGCAAAACCUCUGUUGGACACUUUGAUAUUCCACCAUCCUUAGGUGCUCGGCUUUAUGCUUCAGAAGAUUUUGUGAAAACUGUUAAGCGAGCCAAGGCCACAGUGGAUGACCAAUUCUUGAAACCUGUUCACUGGGUCUUAUCCAAUUCUCACAAUGAUGACUUGCUAAUAUUGAGCCAACAUGAGGCCAAUGAGCUCCUUCCUGACAUUCGAGUCUCACCAACGACAAAAUUGCACGUGUAUGCCUCAAAGACAACCAAAACCAUGUGUUCUUUCGACAACCUAGCUUUUCUCACCGCGGGCGAAGCUCGCACCGAUCGGACUUGGUCUCGCGAGAUAAUCCAAGGCUUAUCGCUAUUCUCCGGAAGCCUUUAUUUCGAAGAUUUUUCGGCUUAUGAAUACUUCCGGAACUUCCUAGGUCUGGUAACAGGCGUUUGUGGCGAUAUUCCGGAAGGGCGAGUCUCUAACGAGGGGUUUGUUGAUGAGGAAACGCGACGGCUGAUCGGGUGGCCCACGCUUUCGCCAUUUGAACGCAAUCCCUUGCCAUUCCUACGCACACUACUCAAUCUUAGAAGUAAAGGGCAUGGGUUUUCCCAGACCCACGUCGGCAUGGUUCUGGAUGUCCGUGCGCUGACAGCCGAUCACUUCUAG
Messenger RNA from Penicillium diatomitis, 8490 nucleotides. RefSeq lists its product as uncharacterized. The record is from RefSeq and is a predicted model, not a curated record. The coding region runs from base 1 to 8490 and encodes 2829 amino acids. NCBI's taxonomy places the organism in Eukaryota, Fungi, Ascomycota, Eurotiomycetes, Eurotiales, Aspergillaceae. The transcript has 5 exons.